UUAGAAUAGUAAUUUUGAUCCAUAAGCAAAUUAGACAUGAUAUGCUCAAUUUACGUUAAUGAUAACUGACUAUUGCUAACUAUGUUUUGCUGUCUACCUUCUCUUCCAUUCGGGUGACACAGUACUGAGAUGCUUACUGGGUAACACUUUAUUAAGCUCUUAAAAGAAGGGUGGUAAGAAAAUUAAUUUCACGAAGAUUUGUAUAGUUCUAGAAAUCUCUGAGGGUAGGAUUACAAAGAAAGGGAAGAAAAAAAAAUCCUCAACAUUAAAGAAUCUUCAUGCAGGUCAUGGCCUCUAGAAUUCUUUCAACUCUACAUUAUGUGUGUUCUUCUUCUGCCUCAGCCACAAAACGAUGUUUAGGCCUAUAUAGUCAUUGGCAGAGAAGUAUAAGUGGAAUUGCUGCGUCUGUUGUUGCUGAUGUGGAGCCUAGCAUAGCACCAGUGCAAAUUGAUCAAAGUCAGCUUCUAAUUGAUGGGAAAUUUGUUGAUGCAGCUUCUGGAAAAACUUUUCCAACUUUUGAUCCUAGGACUGGAGAUGUAAUUGCCAAUGUUGCUGAAGGAGAUGCUGAAGAUGUAAAUCGCGCUGUCCAUGCUGCUCGCAAGGCUUUUGAUGAGGGACCAUGGCCAAAGAUGACAGCUUAUGAAAGAUCACGUAUAAUUUUGCGCUUUGCUGAUUUAUUGGAGAAACACAAUGAUGAAGUUGCAGCCAUAGAAACAUGGGAUAGUGGCAAGACUUAUGAACAGGCUGCAAAUGUUGAAAUACCCAUGGUAGUACGAUUGUUCCGAUAUUAUGCAGGUUGGGCGGAUAAAAUUCACGGUCUAACAGUUCCAGCUGAUGGACCAUACCAUGUCCAAACUUUGCAUGAACCAAUUGGUGUAGCAGGGCAGAUUGUUCCUUGGAAUUUCCCACUUCUUAUUUUUUCAUGGAAGGUUGCACCUGCAUUAGCUUGUGGUAAUACAGUUGUAAUGAAAACUGCAGAGCAGACACCCCUUUCAGCCCUAUAUGUGUCAAAGCUAUUUCUUGAGGCAGGACUUCCUCCUGGAGUUCUGAAUGUUAUCUCUGGCUUUGGUCCUACUGCUGGUGCAGCACUGUGUAGUCAUAUGGACGUUGACAAGCUUGCUUUCACAGGAUCCACUAGCACUGGUAAACGUGUACUUGAACUGUCUGCACACAGCAACCUGAAGCCAGUAACUCUGGAGCUGGGUGGAAAAUCUCCAUUCAUUGUGUGCAAGGAUGCUGAUGUUGAUGCAGCCGUUGAGGCUUCACAUUUUGCUUUAUUUUUUAAUCAGGGGCAAUGUUGCUGUGCUGGUUCUCGCACAUUUGUCCAUGAAAGCAUAUAUGGUGAAUUUGUUGAAAAGGCUAAAGCCCGUGCUCUUAAACGAGUAGUUGGAGACCCUUUCAAAAAUGGGGUUGAGCAAGGUCCUCAGAUUGAUUCUGUGCAAUUCGAGAAGAUCAUGAAAUACAUAAGAUCAGGCGUUGAAAGUGGUGCUCAACUGGAAUCUGGUGGUCAAAGAAUUGGCUCCAAAGGCUACUACAUCCAACCCACUGUUUUCUCAAAUGUUCAGGACAACAUGUUGAUAGCAAAAGAUGAGAUAUUUGGUCCAGUACAAUCUAUCUUGAAAUUCAAGGAUCUAGAGGAAGUGAUAAGAAGAGCCAAUGCAACUUCCUAUGGCCUGGCUGCUGGAGUUUUUACUAAAAAUAUGGACACUGCCAACACCUUGAUGCGAGCAUUGCAAGCUGGAACGGUAUGGAUCAACUGCUAUGAUGUCUUUGAUGCAGCAAUACCUUUUGGUGGAUAUAAGAUGAGUGGUCAAGGGAGAGUAAGGGGAAUCUACAGCCUUAGAAGCUACCUUCAAGUUAAAGCUGUUGUCACUGCUUUGAAGAAUCCCGCAUGGCUGUAGUUUUCCCACUACCUAAGUGUUCAUGUUCAUAAUGUCUUAUCUAGAAAAAAAACUACAUCUUUCAUGGAACAUUCCUAAGGCAUUGAAUUAGCCAAAGUUAUUACACAACUAAAGCUUUUCUGUGCCAAUCUUUGCUAACUCAACUUACCUUCUGUUAGAAUAUCA
Glycine soja is the source of this 2066-nucleotide messenger RNA. Its product is annotated as aldehyde dehydrogenase family 2 member B4, mitochondrial-like. The record is from RefSeq and is a predicted model, not a curated record. The transcript has 11 exons. NCBI's taxonomy places the organism in Eukaryota, Viridiplantae, Streptophyta, Magnoliopsida, Fabales, Fabaceae. Bases 279 to 1901 code for a protein of 540 amino acids. Gene Ontology annotation, molecular function: aldehyde dehydrogenase (NAD+) activity.